This is a messenger RNA of Vanessa atalanta (red admiral), 2210 nucleotides long. RefSeq names its product nose resistant to fluoxetine protein 6 (gene drd). Bases 55 to 2133 code for a protein of 692 amino acids. Gene Ontology annotation, molecular function: acyltransferase activity, transferring groups other than amino-acyl groups. The record is from RefSeq and is a predicted model, not a curated record. The transcript has 12 exons. Lineage: Eukaryota; Metazoa; Arthropoda; Insecta; Lepidoptera; Nymphalidae.
GAUCUUUAUACUUACUUUAGACGCCGGUUCCGCGGCAUCAUUGCUGUCAGAAACAUGGCGGCGCGCACUUGCGUGCUGCUCUGCUUGAUCUGCGUAUGCGCAGCCCGCGAGUGUAUCGAACUAACGAUCGGUGAUAAUAAUAUAUUCUCGCAAAGUAUUUUUAAUAAUACGAUUUUAAAAGUUGCCGCUAAUAAUGAAUCGUUUGAGAGUUCGAGGGUUAAUUUGCUGGACUUGUGGGAUAAGUUUCCGAGGAUCAUGGUGCCUGUUAAUGGAACGAGCGACCAGUGCCGACGGGAUAGCAGGCUGUUCCUGGACAGUUUAGAUCGACUGGAACUCUGGGCAUUGAAAAUGUUCGAUGCGACGGCGAAACCACCGUCCGGUAUACUGAGUGGAAAUGGGAACCAAUAUGGCGACUUCGACGAAUGUUUGGGUAUCGACGGCGCGGUCCGAGGCAAAUAUUGUCUGGCGUCCUUACAAGUCAGCAUUGGGGGUGAAAAGGGGCAACAGUUGGACUACUUAGUACAUAGCGGGCAUUAUUUAAGAAGCAACGUCACAGAUAUGGGUCAUCGACUUCCAAGAUAUUCCAGUAUACUGUGGGGUGUUUGCAUUCCAAGUUCAUGUAGCAGCUUCGACUUAGAAGACGAACUGUCCCACAAGCUUUCGGACCUCGGUAUAUCUGUGAAGGUGCAUAACACACUGUGUACUGUGAAGAAUUUCAAGCGUCCCUAUUCAUUUGGAAAAACUUUAUCAAUAACAUUUUUCCUGUCCAUAAUCCUUUUGUUAAGUUUGGGAACAUUGCUCGACAAUGGAAAGGAAGGCGAAACGAACUUUGAGAAGUUACUUAAUGCGUUUUCUCUGAAACGUAAUUUAAGGAAAGUUUUUGACUUGUCGGAUUCACCAACUAGAGUCAAAGGAGUAGAUGCAUUCAGAGGAAUAAAUGCAUUUGCGUUGCUUCUGGGUCACAAGUCUAUGGCGAUGGCUCACAGCCCUUAUGUUAAUAAGACGAGCUAUUCUGAGGUCUUUGGAAUGCCUUGGGCUGUGAUCGGACGUUCGGCGAUCAUCUAUACAGAUAGUUUCUUGUAUCUCAGUGGAUUUCUAAAUGCACACAAUCUUCUUCAAGACUUGGAAAAGAAAGGAACUAUAAACUUCAAGGAUAGAAUGCUGGCUAGGUGGUUCAGGCUAUUCCCAAUGUUCCUGAGUUUAAUGUUAUUCUGCACAUACAUUCUGCCUGACAUAAAUAACGGGCCCCAGUGGAAUCUCGUGGUUGAGGAACACAGUCGAGUUUGCGAAAAAAAUAUGUGGAGAAGUUUUCUAUUCAUACAUAAUUACUUCGGCUUCGAGGAUAUGUGCCUAACUCAUACCCACCAAAUAGGAAUGGACAUGCAGUUAUACGUAGCGACACUACCUCUGAUGUUUGUACUCUGGAAGUUUAGGAGAACGGGCCUAGCGCUCAUCGUCGGUAUUGCAGCUGCUUCAACCGUGUUAAGAUAUCUAGCUAUCUAUUGGUAUGACAUCAGCAUGUUCGUGUAUUAUGGGAUAUCCGUUCAAAAACUUCUCGACGCAGCAAGGUAUUCAUACAUUUUGCCUACCCACCGCGCAACGAUUUACCUCAUCGGCGUUAGUAUGGCCUAUUUCAUAAAAUCCAAGAAAUCGCAUAUAAAACUCAGUGAUAAUCAGGCGAGAUUUGUUUGGGCUUUUUGUUUCGCGCUGGCCGCGUAUACAAUAGCAAGCCCCUACCAAAUGGGGCUGGAAGGUUACAAAUAUGAACAUUACCCCGCUGCGAUGUUCGCAACACUCACGCCAAUCCUUUGGGGCUUGUUCAUGUGCGUCGCUCACUGGUGCAUUUGUAACGAUUAUACUGGUUCAGGAAAAGCGUUCGUUGAGGCGCGAAUAUUCAAGUUCUUCAACAAAAUAGCAUACGCUGUUUACUUGACCCAGUUCCCGAUAUUCUUCUACAAUGUCGGAAUCCAAAGACAUUCUGAAUACUACACACCAAUGCUUCUUAUCCAAAUACCGGAAAUGAUGGUCAUAUUGGUGGUAUCAAUUUUGACGACGGUGGCAAUUGAGAUGCCUUUUAACCAAGUGUAUAGGAUAUAUUUCGGAAAAUCACAGACAAAAUUAAAGGACAAAUAAGGACGAGAAAACCAUGACUGUAUUAUAAAAGCUACAUUAAGCCAAACAUCACGUAAUUAGUUUGUAUUUUUUGUCUA